GUCGACGGUAGGGAACCCAUUGACGGCAGGUACGCGAUGGACAACCGCGAGGUCGACGGCCGUUACAUCGCCACAUCUGACGGCCGUGACCCAGUCGAUGGUAGAUACGCGGAUCCAGCGAGAUACCCGACGAAGGAGAACUACUACGAUCGCUAUUACAAGCACCGGCCGUCGAGGGAUCACCACGUCGCGGAUACAUCAAGAUACUGAAGAGAAAAUUCGAAGGAAUGAUUCAGCAAGUACCCUGCAAGGUAUUCGUCGGACGCUGUACAGAAGACCUAACCGCGGACGAUCUACGAGAUUAUUUCUCCAAAUUCGGCGAGGUCACGGACGUAUUCAUCCCGAAACCCUUCCGCGCGUUCUCGUUUGUCACUUUCCUAGAUCCCGAGGUCGCCCAGUCGCUCUGCGGCGAAGAUCAUAUUAUCAAAGGCGUCUCGGUACACGUCUCGAAUGCCGCGCCCAAGUCCGAGGGCAACAAUAAAAAUUUCAAUAAUCAAGUGAACUCGAACAUGAGGGGCGGCAGGGGCGCGCCGGGGCCCGUCGAUAAUAAUGUGCAGGGCAAUUAUCAGGGUAACCGUUAUAUGGGCCAUUCGGGUAACAAUAUGGGCCCGAAUGGCUGGAAUAACCCCGGGAAUCGCGGUAAUCUCGAUAUGCCGAAUCUGCAGGCUCUUGGUAUCACCGGUCAAAACAACGGCGGUGGCGGUGGUGGCGGGAUGUCGAAUCCGCUGGCGAUGGGUGGUCUGAAUCUGUCCGCGCUGCCGGUCAAUCCGGCAUUGGUGGCCGCCGCUUUGAACCAGGCGUCCUGGGGUCUGAUCGGCAACCUGCAGAACCAGGGAAACGACCAGGGUUAUUCGAACCAGCCGGGUCCACCGGGCCAGCCGCCCUCCGGUAACAACAGCAUUGGCAACAGCGGCAAUUCCGGCUUCCUCAGCUGGAUGAAUCAAGGCGGUGGCGACGGCAAUACUGGCAAUCCCGGCACCGGCGGCCCCGGGCCGAAUAACCCGAACGCGUCCCAGGGCGCCUGGCAGAAUCACCCGGGUCAGCGCGAUCAGAAAUCGAAUACCUUUCUUAAGUACGAGUAAAUUCAAUCGGGGCCGUGGGUCUACUCGUAAAACCAAACGGAUCCUCUAUCCACGGGUCCCGACGAAACAACCAUAACGAACGGUGGUAACUGACGGGGCCGACGGUUUUUUUCAAAAGCACGUCGGCCCCGUCGAUAGAAAAAACCAAGAGCCAGAGCCUAUAUAUCGUUUUUUCUAAUGUUUUGCACUAAUCGCCACUGCGUGUAUUAUAUCAUAUUUCGAGAUCCCUCCCCAACUCUCUUACUGGUUUGACAGAUUAGCACAAUUCCGUUCGUUCGAAAGAGGUUUAGGUUUACGAUAAGUAAAGGCGGAUAGCUCCGAUCUGUGUCGAAAUAUAUGUGUGCCCGGUUUUUUGCGUGAUCUCUCUGGUGUGACCAUCUAAGAAUAGUGAAUAAGAUAGAAUGAAAUUGAUGUGUGAGCAGCUUAUAGUUGCACGGUAAGAGUGAGAUUGUGUAAUCAAAUAAAUUUACUGUUUAGCAUAAUUGGUAAACGUGUAUUACAUGACUAGAAUACCUGACGAGAUCUGAGUCUCAAGAAGACUUAAGCUACUUCAGCAUUUAUCAAACCCAGUGAAACGUAGAAUAUUCUUACUCGGAAUAUUCUUACCCAAAAAGAAACUUACUGCCACACAGUCACAUAGAAAAUUAUAUUUACAAUUGCAUCUGCAUUGUUUCUUUAUUCUAUCUAAAUAUAAAUAAUUUUCCCAUCAUUAAAUUAUUGAAAAAGUUAGAAAUAGCUCGAGUCUUCCUUCGUCGCAAAUCUCGGUGAUAAAGGGGGCUUUAGUGAAUAUUUAUUUAGAGGUCCUACAAUAAGAAUCUGUACAUAAGACGAUUUUGUCAAAAUCCUGCGAGAGAGAAGGAUAUUUACUAGUCUUUCUCUUUUCUAUCUUUUUUCUCUUUCUGUUUUUCUCUCUCUCGGAAUUUGAAGAAACAUGGCGGACCAAUCAACACUGGCUGUCUUAUGGCCAGAUUCUUAUUAUAGGGCCCCUAUAUUUAUUUAAUAACAUUUGUUGAAAAAUUGGUUUUAUCUCUCCACAUCUUUGGUUUAUCUACAAUUAAUUAAAUUUUUUUUCUCGUCUACGUCAAAAAUUUUGAUGUAGGAGAAGACUAGGUCGAUCGCUUUAGUUGUACAAAUCAAAUUAGUAACUAAAGCGAUGGAUCUAAACAGGUGCAAUGUGGUAAUAGACGCUAUUAUGAAACCAAAGCCAAUUAAUGUUGUAUUGACUCGAGAGAGCUGCACCUAAUUGCCAAAUGUUUGUAAGAAUGCGUUAUUUGUUUAUAUACAAUAUGUAACUUGUCAUUUCCAAGCUACACAAAAAUAUUCUAUUUUUUGCGCGUUAUAUCUUAAUGACAGAUUUCUGAAUUAUUUUAGAUAUCAUAAUUUUAUAUUUCAUAAUUUUUUCUUAUUUUUUGGAGAUCUAGAAAGAGAUCUAAAAUUGCAAACUUUCUGCCGGAUGAACAGCUUUCAUACUUUAUUUGAAGCUUGUUUCUGAAAUAUUUUCAUCUUUGGUUAUAACAUCCUUUAGCAAAAUGUUUUCUCGAUGGAGAUAACGGAUUUUAUUUCAUAAUUAUUUAUAAUGCCAUUGUUAUAUGAGCACAAUAUUAUCACAUUAUUUUUUAAACGGAUCAAUUUCAAAACACUGGCUAAAUGUAGAGUAUUACGUGGAUUGAGAUAGUAAGAAUUACAAAGAAAAAGAUACAUUUUCAUUUAGAGAGAUGAUUAACGUUAAAAUCAAAAUUUUAUAUUUAUCAUUUUAGGCAUUAAGUAAACCGGCAAUUUUUUUUGGUGUAAAGUUACCGCCGUUGAAACAAUCUUAUUCUAUCUUACAGUACUCUUUAUCUGUGCUUCAUGAAAGAUUAACAUUUUCUAAAAUAUUAACAAGAUUUUGGGAAGGAGGUAUAAAAUGCGAUUAACGUGACUGUCUGAAAAUGUAUGAAUGUGUUGGUAUGGCUUACAACACACCUAGAGACUGAUCGCAGCUAUCCGUAUUGUAUUAUAUAUUAUUGAUUUUUGAACUUCUGUUUCAAAUAUCUUAAAUGUAACACAUAUAUAGCUUAUUAUGUGAGAAUUUUACACUAGUGUGAAGGUGUGUCAAAAUUAUUGAUCGAUUGUGUGUGAAAGAAAAUCGUUUGGAUUGGUCAGAUUUUUCUAUUUUAAUUGAGUGAUUUGAAAGAAAGCGGGAAGAACAAACUCUCUGUUUAGAUGUCUUAUAUGUCUGUGUAUAAUGUGUCAUAAGUUCUGAAUGAAAUACGAUAAGACUUUUGAACUGUUUCCUGAUUGAACGAUAAUGAAAAAAAUAGCUUUACUGGUCGAGAGUAUUUAUUUUUCAAAGAAAGAAAGAAAGAAAAAGAAAGAAUCGCGUAGCAUGAAGAGAAGGAAUGCAAUUCACAUGUCACAAUUAUAGUCAAUAACUUUAACAUACAAAAUAGUUCAAGCAAUUAAAACUUAAAAACCACAUUCAUCACCGCGAACAUCACUGUAUACCACGUUAAAGGGAUUAUUUAGAUCGACUAUUUCAGAGUACACUAAUUAUCUCUUAUGAGUACAUUAAUUGAGAGAAUAAAAUAAUCCUUCUAUAUAAGAGAUGUAUGUACUGUUGUGCUUUUUCAUUUUCUUGUACAGUGAUUUCUCAUGAACUUUCUUCUUAUAAACGCGAAACACUAUUUAACGAUUACAAUUCUAAUGAUAAUAUUCUCUCACUCUUUCUCUCUCACUAGCGUGAAUUCUCAUCAAUAUACGUGUGCCGCGUGUACAGACAGAAAAAAAAUUUCCUCUAAACUUUGGGAAUGUCAGACUCUCGGAUUGCUCGACGCACGCGUGUGUGCAUGUCGGUUGAAUGUAUUUGUUAAUGGUCUCAGAAUUGCACAGGUGUGAGUUUUUACUACUAGCAAAAGUGAUGAUGUCGUUUGUUUAGAACACUGAGAACGCGUGUACUUCGUGGAGCGUGGUGAAGAACUGAGGUGAUUGAGUAAUGCAUAAGGCGAGCGGGGGAACACUGCGGUAUUAGAUGAGAAUGAGCAAAAGUCGUCCAGUGUAUGUCUGGUACAUAUUUAGAUCGAGAGGAGGUUGUUUAUAUACGUAGUGUAUGUAAAAAGGCUAAAUUAUACACACAGGUGUACACACGUACGUAUAUAUACGUAUAUAUAUACACACACACAGAUUUCAAUGAGGAGAGAUAGACGAUGUGGAGUUGGUUGAUUGCGCAUUCUGCCACGCUAUUAAGUCUAUAAAUUGUUAAAUCGAUCUACAUAAAAGCUGUGGUUUAAGACUUUUAACAGACAUUGGAACCAUACCAAGCUUGUUCGCACGAAUGUUCGCUGAGGCACGAAUGUUUACGCUUUGAUCCUCUUGACAUUUGAAAAUAUGUUCAGGGAGAAUGUAGUUCCUUACGACAUGAGAAGUAAAAAAAAAUAGAGUAAAAUAAAAUAACUUAUACAAGAGGUGAAAUAAAAUCACUGAUGGAUGACUGUAAGAGAUAAUAGUUGAUUGAUCAACUCGGACAUUCGUGCAUGAGCUGUCGCGAUUAUAUAGAUCUACGUGAUCUGACAAUUAAGUUUACAGACGUACCUCUUUUUUGCUAGCCUUUACAAACACAAAAAAAUUAGUAUUAAAUCAACACUUUAUUGUUUCGCAUAUAAACAAGAAUAAAAAAUCUUGGAAGAAUUUAUAUUCUUAAACAAUUUGCUUACAUGGAGAAAAUUUUUCUCUUUGUGUAAGCAAAUUAUGUCUGUUUAAGAUUAUAAAUUCUUCCAAAAUUUUAUAUUCUUGUUUAUAUAUGAGACAGUGAAUUGUUGAUUUGAUACUAAUUUUUUUCUGUGUAGACAAUACUAGAACAUUAAAUACUAGAACAUUAAUGCCAUGUUUUAUCUCUUUGCUAUGUUUUGUAUAAGUUUUGUUUUGAUAACGAAAUUUAUUACGAGCAAUAUGCUGAAUAAUCGUUGUACAACGUUUAUUUAGCAAGAAGAAUCAAUGUUUCACAAUUAAAAUCGAGAUAAACAGGAUCUUAAUGCUUAAUAAAAUUUCUUAUGUAAUUUUAUAUACAUUUUUCAGUUCAAAUUUUGAAGAGAGAUCUUACUGACAUCAUUAUCAUAAUAGAUGCUUAUCAGCAUUAAUAUUAUUAAAUUGAUUAUCAAUUUAAUAUUGUGAUAUUACUUUUGAUUCAAUUUAAGAAUUGUUUUAAGACCGAAAUUAAUGUUGUACAGUUUGAAGAACUUGAAAUGUAUAUUAAAAUCACGUAUAAUUGAGCAGUAAAAGUUAUAUAUACACACAUACGCACGCACGCACACAUACAUCUCAAGAUCUUUUUUUAAUUAUUUAUCAAUUAUAAUUUUUUAUAAAAAUUUUAUUGAUAAAUUAUAAAUGCCACAAAAUAAGAUCCUACAUCAAGAAAGAUAAUACGCAAUUUCGUUCAGACAAACUAACUAUAUUCGAAUUUAAAACAAAUAUUGCCUAUGGAUUUAGUUGUCAGGCCACGUAUUUCAAAUCGUUUGAAAUAGCGAUGCCUACGACGUUAUCGGCAUCCUCUCGUGAUCCCUGAAUCAGUGAGUUUUUUCGCAAGGGAUGAGAGUGCCCACUGCUCAAAGGAUGCCUUGCAAAACGAUUUGGAAGUGAUCUACGAAGUGUGUAAAUAUGGAUUGAUAUAAAGCAAUUUUAAUAUUGCUCACAAAAUGUAAACGAAUUUUAUUGUAGAGUUAGCUGCGCUCUGUAAAUCGCUCGAUAAUUGUUGUGUCCCAAGAGAGGGAGAGAGAGGAAAUGAAGAUGAGGCUGCGAGACGAAGUCCCUGAGACUAUAGUGUGUCGUGAACGUAACGUUGUCGUGUGAGAAUGUUGAAUUCCGAUCCGUCGAUCUCGCGGCUGUUAGGGAGGAUUUCGAGCCGCGCGUAUCGUGGAAGAGCGCGCGGCGAGGAAACCGGCGCGAAAAUCGGCAUUCUUUUACACUUUUGAGAUACUCCAAGCUGUAUACAAACAAGUCAAAUGUGAAUUGAGAUUACCGUGGAUUUUUUACCGUGUGUGAGAACGAUCUCACGAUUUUUUCGCGUGCCGCAACCCAUCAAGCGAAAGAAAGGUGUCGCAGUCUUCUUGUCCACAGCGAUAUUGUGCUGCGUGAAAUCUCGUAGAAUCGUGAAUACUGGACGAUCGCGUGAACGGCAUACGUUUCCCCAAUUCAUGCCGACGAUUCUGCCAUGUAAAAUUGUAAAACGUUUCCCGAGUUCGCCGAGUUGAUGCGAGAAUACUCAAUGCUCUCCGUAACGUUCUCCGUUGAUUGUAGUGUAUGUUAAAUUAUGCCGAGAAUAAAAGACCCAAGCAUCGUGGGGGUAUCACAGAUUCCUUUAAAUGCGAAUCAGCGAUGCACAGUUACACAUCUGCUGGCUGUCCCAGGAUUAGCAAGAGACGGAUGUGUAAUUGUCUCUUACAACUUUCAAUCUCCAGCUGCUUGUUUGCCAAUCAUUUUUAACAUUAGGACAGUAUUAUAUUUCAUGAACUACACUAGUAAAAAUAAAUUUUUUCAAAUUGAUCGCAUUUAAUAGAAUCUUUAUUUUGCAACUGUUGAAAAAGUUUUCUUUGAGAUAGGAUUAUUCUUCUAGAUCUAAAAGUAUAAUUCAAUCGGCGCAAAAGAAAAACUUCCUAUAGUUACAAAAUAAUCUAUUGAACGCAGUCAUUUAAAAAUUCAAAAUAGUAUAUUGAACGCGACUAAUUCGUUCUUCUAUUAAAUAAUAAAAUUUAAGAGAAGAAUGAAUGAUGAAAUGUCAUUAGUUCAAUUUUGAAUGGGUUUUGCUACAACAGAAUUGAAGAUUUUGAAACUGAAAUCUCGACUCUUGUUUUAUUUGACAAGAUUAAUGCUCUUCAAUUUUUUUCUCAUCAAUUUUGGGACAGCCAGGACAUCCAGUUAGUCCAAAAUUAUUGCGCCUAUAGAACUAGUGUUUUAAUACUAUUAUGUAUUUGGACAUAAAAAAAAAAAAACAUUUUAAUUUAUCCUA
Messenger RNA from Solenopsis invicta (red fire ant), 7059 nucleotides. Its product is annotated as TAR DNA-binding protein 43-like. Gene Ontology annotation, biological process: regulation of gene expression. The transcript has 2 exons. Gene Ontology annotation, molecular function: RNA binding. Gene Ontology annotation, cellular component: nucleoplasm. The record is from RefSeq and is a predicted model, not a curated record. Bases 228 to 1082 code for a protein of 284 amino acids. NCBI's taxonomy places the organism in Eukaryota, Metazoa, Arthropoda, Insecta, Hymenoptera, Formicidae.